Messenger RNA from Salarias fasciatus (jewelled blenny), 2586 nucleotides. RefSeq names its product kinesin-like protein KIF2A. The record is from RefSeq and is a predicted model, not a curated record. NCBI's taxonomy places the organism in Eukaryota, Metazoa, Chordata, Actinopteri, Blenniiformes, Blenniidae. The coding region runs from base 93 to 2363 and encodes 756 amino acids. Gene Ontology annotation, cellular component: microtubule. The transcript has 22 exons. Gene Ontology annotation, molecular function: microtubule motor activity; microtubule binding; ATP binding. Gene Ontology annotation, biological process: microtubule depolymerization; microtubule-based movement.
UCUUCCACCAAACCGAAGGCUGCACGGAGAGGCUGCGCCGCCCGGCUCUCACUUCUCUCUCCGGGAUCCGUUCACGUUAUAAGUGAUGAAGGAUGGCGACGUGUUUUGCCAACAUUGUCGUCGGUACUUAUGUUGAGAUAAAGCGCAGUGAUGGACGUAUCCAUCAGGCAAUGGUGACCUCACUCAAUGAGGACAACGAAAGCGUCACUGUGGAAUGGAUAGAAAAUGGAGACACGAAAGGGAAAGAGAUUGACUUGGAGAGCAUAUUUGCACUUAAUCCAGACGAGAAAAUCGCCCCUAGCCCAGAGACCCCGCCUCCUCCCACAACUACAUGCGUGAAGGUCAACAAAAUUGCAAAGAACCGACGAACAAUAGCUCCUGUGAAGAACGAUGCUCCAUCCAGGGACAACCGAGCAAUUCCAACCCGGGCGAGACCCCUGCAGCCUCAGCAGCCAGAGCCGGCUCCGCCUCCUCCAUCCCAGCAGCCCACACAGCAGACUCAAGCUCAGACGCAGCAGCAGCAGCAGAACGAGUCCUCCCAUCACCCGAUUUCCAGAAAGGAGUCUGGACAGCUUUCGAGGAGGAAGUCAAACUGUGUGCUGGAGGUGGAGAAACUACAGGAGAAACGAGAGAGACGCCGAUUCCAGCAGCAGGAGCUCAGGGUGAAGAGAGCUCAGGAAGUGGACACCACCAUCCCCAACUAUGAAAUCAUGUACAUGAUCCGAGAUUUCCGAGCCAGCCUUGACUACCGGCCCCUGACCACAGCAGACCUGAUUGAAGAGCACAGAAUAUGUGUUUGUGUGAGAAAACGUCCUCUCAACAAAAAAGAGUUGUCCAUGAAGGAUUUAGAUGUGAUCACCAUCCCCAGCAAGAAUGUGGUGAUGGUCCACGAACCCAAACAGAAAGUCGACCUGACACGCUACUUAGAGAACCAGACGUUCCGCUUCGACUACGCCUUCGAUGACAGCACGGCCAACGAGAUGGUUUAUAAGUUCACCGCCAGACCGCUGGUGGAGACCAUUUUUGAGAGAGGCAUGGCCACCUGCUUUGCUUAUGGGCAGACGGGCAGUGGAAAAACACAUACUAUGGGUGGAGAUUUUUCAGGAAAAAACCAAGACUGUUCGAAAGGAAUUUAUGCAUUAGCUGCUCGCGACGUGUUUCUGAUGUUGAAGAAGCCGAACUACAAAAAGUUAGACCUGCAAGUGUAUGCUACGUUUUUUGAAAUCUACAGUGGAAAGGUGUUUGACCUGCUCAAUCGGAAAGCAAAGCUACGAGUGCUGGAGGACGGAAAGCAGCAAGUGCAGGUCGUGGGGCUUCAGGAGAAGGAAGUGAAGUGCACAGAGGACGUCCUGAAACUUAUCGAAGUGGGAAACAGCUGCAGAACAUCUGGGCAGACGUCGGCCAAUGCGCACUCCUCCCGCAGCCACGCUGUUUUCCAAAUCAUUCUUCGGCGGAAGGGAAAGAUGCAUGGCAAGUUUUCCCUCAUUGACCUCGCGGGCAACGAGAGAGGAGCCGACACCUCCAGCGCCGACCGCCAGACCCGCCUGGAGGGAGCGGAGAUAAACAAAAGCCUGCUGGCCCUGAAGGAGUGCAUCAGAGCUCUGGGCCGUAACCAGCCCCACACUCCGUUCAGGGCCAGUAAGCUGACCCAGGUCCUCAGAGAUUCCUUCAUCGGGGAAAAUUCACGCACAUGCAUGAUUGCCACCAUCUCUCCUGGCAUGACGUCCUGCGAGAAUACGCUGAACACGCUACGCUACGCCAACAGAGUGAAGGAGUUUGGGAUUAGUCCGUCAGACAUCCCCUUCUCCCAGGGCGGUCAGGGGAGUCGCCCCGACCACUCGCCCACCAAUACCUUUGAGUACGAUGACUUUGCUGAAACCUCUCCCUGCAGGGUGAAGGAGUUAACGGUGGACCCCAACCUGGUGAUGGAGGGCGGCCGGCCGAACAUCCACGCCGUCAACCAGCUGGACCUUCUCGACGAGGACUGGCUGAGUAUCUCGCCACAGAGGGACGACCUCAAGCUGCUCUGUGAGCAGAAUGAGGAGGAAGUGUCCCCUCAGCUCUUCACCUUCCACGAGGCGGUGUCCCAGCUGGUGGAGAUGGAGGAGCAGGUCCUGGAGGACCACAAGGCCGUUUUCCAGGAGUCCAUCCGGUGGCUGGAGGACGAGCGGGUGUUGAUCCAGAUGACGGAGGAGGUGGAUUAUGACGUCGAGUCGUACGCCACACAGCUGGAACAGAUCCUAGACCAGAAGAUAGAAAUCCUCACUGAACUCCGGGAUAAAGUGAAGUCGUUCCGCUCCGCGCUGCAGCAGGAGGAGCAAGCCAGUAAGCAGAUCAGCCCCAAGAAGCCGCGAGGUCUUUAGACCCUGAAGAGCUUUAAGUGACACAACAUUAACCACUCCCAGGGGGCGGGGUCUCCGGCCCCGGAGCGCUCCUGUCCUCCACGUUCUAAAACUAGACACACUUUAUCGGGGAUCCUCCUUUCUGAAUCGAACUCUCUCCCUGAAUCUGAUGAUCCUGUCGCUGCCAAGCUCCAAACAAAUCCCAGUUCCUGAGCGUCACUGCAGCAGAGGCGUUCCACCGCGG